Nannospalax galili (Upper Galilee mountains blind mole rat) is the source of this 930-nucleotide messenger RNA. Its product is annotated as taste receptor type 2 member 116-like. NCBI's taxonomy places the organism in Eukaryota, Metazoa, Chordata, Mammalia, Rodentia, Spalacidae. Gene Ontology annotation, molecular function: bitter taste receptor activity; G protein-coupled receptor activity. The coding region runs from base 1 to 930 and encodes 309 amino acids. Gene Ontology annotation, cellular component: membrane. The transcript has a single exon. Gene Ontology annotation, biological process: sensory perception of taste; G protein-coupled receptor signaling pathway; detection of chemical stimulus involved in sensory perception of bitter taste. The record is from RefSeq and is a predicted model, not a curated record.
AUGUGUGACAGCCUAUAUAUUAUAUUUACAGUCAUUUUGAUUGUGGAAUUUAUUAUUGGAAAUUUGGGAAAUGGAUUUAUAGUAGUGGUGAACAUCAUGGAUUGGGUCAAGACAAGAAAGAUCUCUUCAGUGGAUCAAAUCCUCACUGCUCUGGCCAUCUCCAGAAUUGUGCUGCUCUGGUUAGUAUUACUGAAUUGGUGGCUACCUGUGAUUUACCCAGGCAGAUGGAACACUGAAACCAUGGUGAGAGUCAUGUACAGCACCGGGAUGGGAGCUAGUCACUUUAGUCUCUGGUUUGCUACAAUUCUCAGCAUCUUUUAUUUUCUCAAGAUAGCCAAUUUUUCUAACACUAUUUUUCUUUACCUUAAGGUGAGAGUUAAAAAGGUGGUGACGUUGACACUGCUGGUGUCCUUGGUUUUCUUGUAUUUGAAUAUUGUAGUUUUAAAUGUAUAUACUGAUGUCCUGGUUGGUGACCAUAAAACAAACUCAUCUUACAACUCCAGUUGGAAGAGCACACAGGUUUCUGUCACCUUUCUACUUGUGAACACCAUGUCCAUGUUCCUUCCCUUUGCCUUGUCAUUGAUCACAUUUCUCCUGCUCAUCAUCUCUCUGUGGAAGCAUCUGAGGAGGAUGCAGCACAGUGCUCAAGGAUGCAGAGAUGCCAGGACCACAGCCCAAGUCAGAAUCAUGCAAACAAUGAUCGCCUCUCUCCUACUAUAUGCCAUUGUUUUCCUGUCUUUUCUUGUGAAAGACUGGAGCUCUCUAAUGUUAGAGAGAAAGCUGAUCAUUUUGUUUUCCCAGGCUGCUAGAACUGCUUUUCCCUCAGGGCACUCCUGUGUCCUGAUUCUUGCAAACAGGAAGCUGAGAAGAGCCUCUGUUUCUGUGCUAUGGUGGUUGAGGUGCAGAAAGAAAGACGCUGAAGGACACUAG